Messenger RNA from Rotaria sordida, 1152 nucleotides. NCBI's taxonomy places the organism in Eukaryota, Metazoa, Rotifera, Eurotatoria, Philodinida, Philodinidae. The record is from the annotation of a GenBank genome assembly.
AUGACUGAUGCGGAAGAGAGCAACGAUGAUAUAACCAAUGAAGAAGACACUGACGAUGAAAUGGAUGAUUAUGAUGAGACUGAUCAUUCUGAUUUAAAAAAUCGUUUUACAUUAGAAGAAACGGAAAAUAUAAUCGAAUGUGUUGACGAACAUCCGAAUGCCAGAUUUGCAACUAUUUCUAAUCGAUUUAGAAAGAUCAAAUCCAUGAAUUAUAUUACAAAAUUUAGAGAAUAUAUCGAAAACGACGGCACAAGAUUAGAAAAAUUAAAACAAAUUAAAGCAUUUAUGUUUGACGAAUUUUAUCUGAAAAGAACCAUUAAAAAGGAAGCCCUUCAUGAUACUGAUCUUGAACUCUAUGCAAUUCAAAAAACAAGAGAAUUAAAUUGGCCUACAUUCAAGGCAAUUCAACCAGUUACAUCAGCUAAUGGUCAUUUAUUGGACAAGUUCUUACUCAUUCUUCAGGAAAAAGAAAAUACAUUCGGUACAAGAGUGCAACAAAAUUUAAUUAUACUACCAAAUGUUGUAGUCAGAGCUUCAAAAUCAGGAAAAAGCAGUGAUGAAAAACAUCAUGCUUUUUUAAAUGAAGUUCUACGCCCAUUGGUUGGUAAAAAGUUUCUUCUCUUCCUUGAUGCUUGGAAAACUCAAACUGAUCUAACAAAAUUUAGAGCAGUAUUUCCUAAUCAAGACAGUCAAUUAUUGAUUUUUCCUGAAGGAUCAACCGAUUAUAUUCAACCACAAGAUCUUUCUUUAUUCCGUUCAUGGCGAUUUAUUCAUGAAAAAAUCGAACAUUAUACUCAUAUUAAUCGAACAGAAAUAACUUUAAGUGAUCGUCAAUAUUUCAUCAACAUGCAUUCUGUUAUUCACAAUCAAUUAUCCGCUCCACAAUUUAAAAAUCUCAUUAAGAAUGGAUUUAUAAAAGCUCGAAUAACAAAUGAAACAAAUGGACAUAUUGAAAAACUAAAAGAUAAUCAGUACCACUUUUUUUUUCUACGACAUAAAUAUGGUGUAAUUGAUGUUGAUGAGAUCUUACGAAGUCGUCAUACAAUAGCUCGUACUAUUUAUAAUUUAGCUGAUUCAUAUAGAAUAUGUAUAAAACAAAAUUUAAUUGAACAAUUUAAACAACGUGCUGUUACAAUAUGUCCAGAUUUUUGA